AUGGCUGCAAUUACCGCCGCCACGACCCUGCCUGCUCUCCCGGCGGGCACGACCAUUCGCGUCGGCACACGACGCUCCGCGCUCGCGCUCAAGCAGUGCGAGAUUGUCAUUGGCGAGCUGCAGCAGGCCCACCCACAUAUCAAGUUCGAGACCGUGACCGUCUCCGUCAUGGGCGACCGCGACAAGACGACGCCGCUGCCGAACCUGGGCAAGGGCCUGUGGACCUCGGAGCUCGAGGCCAUGCUCACUUCCGACACGCCCCAGCUCGACAUGAUCCUCCACUGUCUCAAGGAUAUGCCCACCGCCCUCCCCGCGGGUUGCGUCAUCGGGUGCAUCACCAAGCGCGAGGACCCGCGGGACGUGGUGGUGUUCAAGGCUGGGCACGAGGGCAAAUACAAGAAGCUGGCCGACCUGCCAGAGGGAGCUGUCAUUGGGACGAGCAGCCUGCGGCGGGCUGCGCAGCUGAGGAGAAGGUACCCGGGCUUGGUGUUCAAAGACAUGCGGGGGAACAUCGACACCAGGAUGAAGAAGUGCGACGACGAAAGCCUGGGCUUCGACGCGACGAUCCUCGCGGCGGCGGGGCUGUUGCGCAUGAACAUGGGCCAUCGGAUAGGGCAGUUUCUGGACAGCGAGAGCGAGGGUGGUGGCAUGCUGCACGCCGUCGGCCAGGGCGCGCUGGCGGUGGAGAUUCGAGAAGGCGACCUGACCACGCUGGGUCUGCUCAAGCCCAUCUCCGACACAGAGACGAUGCUGGCUUGUGAAGCGGAGCGGAGCGUCAUGCGCACACUCGAGGGCGGCUGCAGCGUGCCGAUUGGAGUGGAGACGCACUGGGUCCCUGGUGAGGACGGCGUCGGCAGCAACCUGCGGCUGAGGGCGGUGGUUGUCAGCCUCGAUGGCCAGGAUGGCGCCGAGGUCGAGCUCCAGGGCGAUGUGGCAGACCCAGAGGCCGCUGAUGCCCUGGGCAAGAAGGCCGCAUCGAUACUUGUGGAGAAGGGUGCGAGCAAGAUCCUCGAUGUCAUCAACAGCCAGCGAGCAGAGACACCCGGCACGGCCUCGGCUGCCAGCGCCGCUGCUGCCCCGGCUGCGUGA
Messenger RNA from Cryphonectria parasitica EP155, 1089 nucleotides. Its product is annotated as porphobilinogen deaminase. Gene Ontology annotation, biological process: heme biosynthetic process. Gene Ontology annotation, molecular function: hydroxymethylbilane synthase activity. Gene Ontology annotation, cellular component: cytoplasm. The transcript has a single exon. The record is from RefSeq and is a predicted model, not a curated record. Bases 1 to 1089 code for a protein of 362 amino acids. Lineage: Eukaryota; Fungi; Ascomycota; Sordariomycetes; Diaporthales; Cryphonectriaceae.